AUGGCACUCUCUACCGUCAUUGUUGCGAUAUUUCUGGGCAUUUCGUUUGGUCGUAUUGAUGCAUCACCUGAAUUUGCCUGUGAUUUUGAGGAUGGCACGAUGUGUAGUAUGAAUCUUGUCAGUGCUCCGAUCAAUUUUACUGUAGCUACCGGACAAACGGUGGUUGAUAAAACACUUGGUCCAUCAUAUGAUCAUACAUUCAAUACACCAUCAGGUCAUUUUCUCUACUGGUAUCGAUCUGCUCAGAUUACUCGCGUUCGAGUCGAUGGCUUGAUCGAUGUACCAGCUUUUCUUCUUCAGCCGAAUAUGUGUCUGCGCUUUGCAUAUUACAUCAAUUCAAUUAGUACACCCGAGAAACUGACAGCUCUCGGUGUGACACUUAUUGGCUGUACCAAAAGUCUUAUUUGGUCAACGAAGAUAAUUGAUAGCAAUGGUUGGCAAAUUGUUGAUACAAGACUGCCCGAUACUUAUUGUUCCGCGCUACUCAGUUUCUUUGUCUCUUCAAACGCCACAGCAGGUGUAAGUAUAAGUUUAGAUGAUAUUGUGAUCGAUUUUUGUUCGACAACAACAACGGGACCCAUAGGAACAACAACCGGUUGUGGUGCAGUUUUACAUUAUUCUCAUUUUCUCUUAGUCUUGGCUACUGGUAUUUUCUUCCUAAUCAAUACAUUCUUAUAA
Molecule: messenger RNA, 678 nt
Organism: Rotaria sp. Silwood2
Lineage: Eukaryota; Metazoa; Rotifera; Eurotatoria; Philodinida; Philodinidae
Source: the annotation of a GenBank genome assembly